AUGAUGCCGAACAUGGGAGGGCCAAAGCAACGAAAGAGGAGACUGCUGGGUACAGUUGCACAAUGCUUGCAGGCCAGAGAGAGACUGGAGCACUACGAAGGCGGUAGGGACGAUGAAAGCAUAAAGGCUGUUAAGAUGGCAAGAAAAGUGGCGGGACGGCACAAAGGGCGAAUGGACCAGAAUAUCACGCAGUGGAUGGGAAGGAAGCACGGAGAGGUCACUUUCCACCUGACGCAGGCUCUCUCGGGACAUGGCUGCUUCGGAAAGUACUUCCACCGGAUAGCAAGAAAAGAAAAUCAAAAGUACUGCCUGGAUGAGGACGACCCCAAACAUACCGUCUUAAGAUGUCACCGCUGGGCGACGAAGAAGCAAGAUGCUGAGGCAAAACUGUGCGAGAUCCUCGAACCAAAGAACUUGGAGAGAUGGAACGUGGUGGCCGGCUUCAUCACGUCCAUUCUCAAGCAGAAGGAAACCGACGAAAGACGGAUACAGCGAGAGGAAAACUAA
Messenger RNA from Nicrophorus vespilloides, 507 nucleotides. RefSeq lists its product as uncharacterized. The record is from RefSeq and is a predicted model, not a curated record. NCBI's taxonomy places the organism in Eukaryota, Metazoa, Arthropoda, Insecta, Coleoptera, Silphidae. Bases 1 to 507 code for a protein of 168 amino acids. The transcript is spliced from 2 exons.